Messenger RNA from Closterium sp. Yama58-4, 2250 nucleotides. The record is from the annotation of a GenBank genome assembly. Lineage: Eukaryota; Viridiplantae; Streptophyta; Zygnematophyceae; Desmidiales; Closteriaceae.
AUGGCGCGUCCUCCACCCAAGGAUCGUGCUCCGCCGUUGCCGAAGCGUGCUGCAGUCACUGAUGCUACUUCGGGUCCUGAAGAUAAAGGGAAGCAAGUGGAGGAGAAUGAGCCGGUUACCCCAGUUGCGGGAAGCUCUGGUUUAUCCCUGGAAGAGAAGCUUGCUGCACUCACCUUAGCGCAUGAUGGUGGCAGUGAUGAUGACUUCACUGAUGAUGACUCCGACACUGAACUGGAUUUUGAGAUCUCCAAGGACUCCGUCGCGAAGCUUCGUUAUACGGCCAUUCUGCUUCUGCCUUUGGUGCCGCAACCGGAAAUGGCUUCGGUCAUCAUCACCGUGCAGAUGCUGCUGAAAUGUGUUUUGUCCUCUUUGCUCUAUGACGGCGCUAACACGAAGGCGCACCAGGAGAGCACUCGGAUUGAUAGAGCGCUGGUGUCUCGCUCCCUGCUUCCGCGUCUUAUCUCGACCUCACAUGUUAUGCCGGAGGAGCCGGUUUCGGAUCAUGACUUCGCGGUGCGUGUGGUCUUCAGAGUUAAGAUGCAAGUGCGGACCGGUCCCGGUUUAUGGCGAAUGCACCCGUCCACGUUGGGCAGACUUGGAGCUCGGAAAAUAACUGAGGAGGUGGAACGUUCGGUGACAGAAAAGGGCGGUGGUUUUGAGGCGCUUAUCUCCCGUCUGAAUACCAGCCUUCGUGCAUACGCAAAGGAAGAGAGCAAGCGGAUUAGAGCAACGGUUAAUCAUCUUGCAUUGUCAGUCGCUGAGCUCAAGCAAGCUGCUAUGGGCAAUCCUAAAGAUCAGUUGUUACGAGAGAAGCUGCAAAAGUGUGAGCGGCAGCUGAAAGAGUAUCAUGCAUGUCGGCGGGAGAGAGCUCACCACAUGGCGGGCAUGGCAAAUGAACUUGUCGAGGAGGUCCCCUCUCCUCACUUGUCUGCGCGGAUUAAGAUCUUGGAGGCGGCAUCGAGCUACUAUUGGGAUCUCUUUGGGGAGGAUAAAAGGACAGCGGUCUCGUCCUGGGUUCCAGCAGUGGGGAGGAGGCUCUGGUUCUUGGACGCAGAAUGCCUGCAGGUGGAUUGGACCGAGGAGGAGGUGAAGCGGGCCCUCAAGGAGAUGGCAUGUAAUAAGACUCCGGGGAAGGAUGGAAUUCCGAAGGAGCUCUUCGAGCAGAACUGGGAUGUGCUGGGGAAACAUCUUAUGGCGUUGGUGAAGGAGUUCAUUGUCACGGCCAAGCUCCCGACCAGUGUCAAGGAUGCGGUGACUAUACUCCUGCACAAGAAGGGAGCGAAGGAGCAGUUAGAAAAUUAUCACCCGAUUACGAUGUUAAAUUUCAGCUACAAGGUGCUGGCGCAAGUCAUGGCGAGCAGAAUCAAGAGAAUACUGCACAAAGUGAUUUCGCCGGAGCAGUUUGGUUUCAUACAUGGGAGGAGAGUUUCGGAUGCUGUUGGGCUGGUUGCGAACAUUAUUGAUGCGGCCAAAAAUGGCAAGGAGGAUUGGUAUAUGUUGCUGGUGGACUUCCGGAAAGCUUUUGACUCGGUGUCCUGGGAUUUUAUCUUCGAUAUCCUGCGGGAAAUGGGCUUCUCGGAGCGUUUUGUCGGAUGGGUGAAGGGCCUGCAUGAGAACACACGCACGAGUCUGUUAAUUAAUGGCUGGCUGGGAGAAGCGGUAGAUGUGGUGUCUGGUGUCAGGCAGAGGUGCCCGCUCGCUCCUUACCUGUUCCUCUGUGCGGUGGAGCCUUUAGCACGGGUGGUAGAGAAGCGGAAGGUUGGGAUCACUCUCUCCAGCUGUGCGGGUCAGCGGCUUGGAUAUGUCGGUUACGCUGAUGACACCACGCUUCUGCUGCAGGGGAAGCAACAAAUUAUCAGAGCAGAAGAAAUACUCGAGGAGUUCAAAUGCAUUUCAGGGCUGGAGACAAACACGGCAAAGUCAGUGGUGAUGCCGAUUGGGGCUAAUCUUGGCAAGAGAUCUUGGAGGACGGACAGCUUCCUGUGGGCUGAAGCGGAUGAAGUGGAGAAACUUCUUGGUAUCUGGGUUAUGCCGAGCGGGAGCUGUCAACCGACGUGGGAUAAGGCACUGGAAAGGAUUGUGGGGAAACUGUCGCUCUGGCAGCCGCAGUACCUCCCGAUCAAGGCAAGAAGGGCACAAGGAGCUGCUGUACACACCGGUGAUGGAAGGAGGGGUGGGGGCAAAAGACCCGGAGGCGAUGCUUACCUGUUUCACGGCCAGAAGGAUUGGGACGAUUCUGACGGAGACUAA